This is a messenger RNA of Dreissena polymorpha, 14074 nucleotides long. RefSeq lists its product as uncharacterized. The transcript is spliced from 6 exons. Gene Ontology annotation, biological process: positive regulation of transcription by RNA polymerase II. Bases 166 to 5829 code for a protein of 1887 amino acids. The record is from RefSeq and is a predicted model, not a curated record. Gene Ontology annotation, cellular component: nucleus; histone methyltransferase complex; transcription regulator complex. NCBI's taxonomy places the organism in Eukaryota, Metazoa, Mollusca, Bivalvia, Myida, Dreissenidae.
UUUCCCGCCUUAAAAAAAUAUCCAUUCCCAGAGUUCACUUCCUCUUUCGCGCAUGCGUGUUGGUUAUAUUGCAAAUGGCGGCACUUGUUAUUGUUCCAUGGCGUUGAGAAAACAAGGUCAUUUCUAGGAACGUUUUAUCGCCUCCACAGGCGACUCCAGUGUAAGAUGGGUCCACAAGAGGACUACAUUGAAACUGUGUUCACCUGUGAGGGAGAUUACCAUGAUCCUCAUCUGCAGGAUAGACUGGAGGACUUUCAGCGCAGUCUCAAGGAUCUUCUUCGCACAGAUAAGAACAAAUUGAUACUGAAAAAGGUUGAGCCUUGGAAUAGCGUCCGUGUCACAUUCAAGAUACCUAGAGAGGCAGCGGUUCGUUUAAAACGGUUAGCACAGCAGGGCAACGCAACACUCAAAGAACUGGGUGUCCUGGCUGUGCAAAUUCAAGACCAGAACAUAUCCCUGACAAUAGCUGGGAAAAACAAUGAGCACACUCAGCUGGUGUUUAGGACAGCUGAGUCCUCCCAAGUGACUACACCUUCUGUAUCUGUGAUUCAAACUAACUCUACGGCCCUAGACGGGCUCAGUCCCCAGGGUCCUGGCCCAGGGCCAAGCCCUAACGAAGUGACUAGUAAAAAAAUUGCGGAUUACUUACGGCAACUGUUACCUGGACACUUGCAGUCUGAAGCACAAAAGGUGAAAAACAACUCAUUUCUCCCGUUUCAUGGCCUAGAGCUUCAAGGGAAGCCUGCGUCACAAUCAUCCACCCCAGCUAGUCACUUUGUUCCCCGGUCAAGUAGGAGUCCCUCCAAUAACGGUUCCAGUCCAAGCCAAAGCCCCACGCCAGCAUUGAAGUUUCCACAGAUACCGGGUUUACCCCCUGGGUUUCCACAUGGGUUGGUACAGCAGGCUUUAGACAAUCUUCCCCCUCCCCCACCAUAUCCGGGGGAAGGACUUAACAACUUGCAGAAACUCAGGCUGGCUGGAAACUUGACAAACCCUUUGUUAGUGAACUUAUUGCAUCAUGACCCAACGUUGUCCAGCUUGCUUCAAGCUGGAAAAUUACCAGCGGGUUUGGAUCCAGAAUCUUUGCAACCUCCAAAAAAGAAGCGAAAACCUCGUCGUCCAAAGGAGAAGAAGGAGAAAAAGCCAGAACAAAAUGAUUCAAAGUUACCCUCUGAAAUUCCAACUUCUUUUCACCCUACCAUUCCCUCUUCAACAAUGGCGGUUCAUAAUAUGGCAUCAUCCAGGCUUCUAGGUCCUGGGGAAUUGAAUUCUGAACUCUAUCAAAGUGUGUCUCAGGUCUCAGUGCAUAAUAUGCCUCAUGAAAACAAAGUGGAAAGUGUGACAUUGACAAGUCCAUUGACCCCCUAUGUGAAAAGAAUGGAGGAGGUGGACACUGUAGGGAAAAUUAUUAACCCAGUAACUGGGUUACUAGAACCAGUGGAUUUAUCAGACACAAGUCCCGCAAAGAGUGAUGGUGAUAAACAUAGUCCGAGAUCACUGCAAGUGCAAAAGCUUUCUCUGCCCGGAGAAAUGAAGGGAGAGGAGCAAGUGAUGGCUUCUGUGGGAGCACACGUGUCGAACUCAAAUCAAAGGCAGUGCAGUGCCAGUCAGAAUAUGUAUGGUGUGAAUGCAAGUGAAGUGUCACAGACCGUGUUUAGUUCUAGUCACUUAGGCAGAACAGACACCACUGGUUUAACCAAUCAGGUACAUGUUCAGGAGGCAUUGACAGUGAACAGUAAACUGGUGAAAGCUCACGGUAAAAAUGAUGUGCUGCAUUCGGAUUUUAAGCUGCAGCAAUCUAUACCAAGAACACCAAAGGCGCCAUCAGAAAGUGUGAAAGAAACUAGGUGUGACAGUGUUAGUUCUGUGAACAUUAGGCCAGACACACAUAGACAUGUGCACAAAGCUCAGGAAGUUGACACACAAGCUAUUCCCUCACAGUUGCUCAAUAAACCAUUGUUAGCAGUGAAGCACAAUAGUUCGGUUCGGACUGGGACUGGCAAACCUUCCUUCUCCCCAGAUAGUAACGGAGACUCUGAGGCGUCGACGCACAGUAUAAACCUUGAUACUCACAAUCUGUCCGACCCUGGGUCACACUCGGGGCACCAGAACAACAACAACACUGAUUCUGGGGUCGGUAGUUGCUCAGAGCGGUCGGAAGACACGUCCACUGAAUUGGGUGAGACUGACUUCAAGCCAGGACACUCAAACUCGAUUGAUAGUGCCAAACCCAUGAACCAUGAAACAGUGAACAUGAAACAUCCCCCGCCAAGCUCAAAAGUGAUGACGGUAGGGUACGCUUUAGAGGAAACUCAAGGCAAGAAAAAGACAGUGAAUCACAAGAUUGUCUCAGCCAUGCAUAAUAGUGACAAAGGACCGAACAUGGUUCACGACAUGUCGAAGGUUAAGGGUGAUAGAAACGAUGUGUGUUCCGCUAGUCAGUCCAAGUAUUUAACUUCACAAGAACAACAACAGCAGAUUGCUAACAACGUGAAGGCGAUUCUCAUGAGGGCAACGCAAGAGAACUUGAACAGGAAAAGUCCCAAGCUGGCAAUUGGUGGCCACAAUUCUGUUGGUCACUCCAACAUUGAGGGAAAUCACAAUUCUAUGCAAGAGUCUUCUAUGCCGAAAAAGAAGUCCAGUCCACGAAACAGUCCACGACACACUGGCAGUCCACGGAACCCUUCCAGUCCACGAGGCAGGACCAGUCCACGUGCUGUGGACCCCAACGCGGGCAUCCAUCCCCCAUGGCCUUACCUAGGCAAUCAGGACAUUAUGUCAGCUCAUUUUCCCGCAUGCGAAUCUCAGAAGUCACCCAUCCGAGACGGUGGUCGUUCUCCAUUGACAGAACAGAGGAAAUCUCCAUUCAACAUGUUGCCUGUAGCCAACUCUGUGUCUUCUGUACAUAUUGGUGGCCACAUGAACAGUGUGGAAGGUCCAGUUAUUGGAGCCAUGGAUACGAUGAGAGUACCUCCUCAGUGCAAUAUUGAUAACCGGGCCCUAUUUAAGUCCCUAGAAGCGUACCAUCAAUUUGCCCAACUUGCUACUGCUAAGGACCCAAAUUUUCUUCAGAAAUAUGAAGAGCUGAAAUUUUUGCAGAAAAUUCACAAUCAGAAAGCAGGGGUAAAUGGCAUGGAUCCUUUGCAUAAUUUAUUGCGACCUGGUCUCAGUGGUGUGCCAGCCAUGCAGCAACCACCAGUGUGUAGUGUGUGUACAGACGUGCAUGUUUCUAAUAACAAUAUGCCAGUGUUCACAAGUUCAGUCCAUGGUCCAAAUGUUUCCAAUGUGUUGACAACUCCAGUCAGUAUUGGUGUCGUUGCACCCAAAAGUAGCAAAUUGAUCUCCGAUGAACAAAAAGCAUCCCAGAUUCCAGUGUCCAGUAAGCGGUUAUCAGCUGCUACAACUAGCGGCUCCAUCCCUAUACACUCAUAUGACUCUGCUUUGCCACUUCCAAAACGAUUGACUGAGUCAGUACAAAAACUACUUAACUUUCCGCUUGACCCCAGUUUAAACCUACCUCAAACAUUUCGCAGAUCUCCGUCGUCUAGUUGUGCCACUCCAUCUCGAACUAUCGCGUCACAGUUGUCUCAAAGUGCAACAGCAAUCGCAAAACCUGCUCAUAUUAACGUUACGUCAUCGUCAGCAAAUUUUCGUAAUCAAGUGAGCGAUAAUUCUCAUAUCGAUAUUGACUCGAUCACUCCGUCAAUCACACGCUUUGCUCUUGGACCAAUGUCACUCAGUCUGGAAAGUUCAUCAAGAAGUUUACCGCUCGAUUUGAGUUUUCAUCCUGAAAGUGCUGUCAUCUCGAGCAUAGCUAUGCAGGAUAUGAUGCUAGGUCACGGAGACCUGUAUACGGGGUCCACUACUAAAGUCGUGCCUGCAAUGCCUGGCUAUAUAACAUCACACACUGUGGAGUCUUCAUCGAAAGGAUUUAAUGCCAUCAGUUCAUCACACCAAAAGAUUGACAGUCAAACCUCUGUUGAUAAGACUAAAGAGGCUACUUUGUGCAAUAGUGAAACGUCAAACAAUUUGAGACCAUUUAGUGAACCAUCAAACAAUUUAAGACCAUCUAGUGAAACGUCAAACAAUUUGAGACCAUCUAGUGAAACGUCAAACAAUUUGAGACUGUCUAGUGUUAGAACACCCCCUAGCAGUAUCAAUACUGGCCAGCCUGUUGUUCAGCCCCCAGUAAGUGUGGUGAAAUACCUAUCACAGAGUUCUCUCCUAUCACAUAGUUCUCUCCCAUCACAGAGUUGUCUAUCUGUCAAUGCAGAAAGUGUGUUCAGUCCAAUGGGAUUGACGGAAAUGCUGCAAGAAACUGCGAGUAUUAAGAACUCUGAACGUGUCACCGCUGUGUCAGAAUCUAUGUCUACUACAGUGACUUCAGUGACUAACAUUGAGAAUUUACAUAUUGUUACUACUUCUUGCAAUGUUUCGUCAAGUUCCUAUGUAUCAGUCAGUGUAGGGUCUCUUGUGAAUUGUGUAAAUGACAUUGCUAGUGCAAGUGUGGCCAGUAAAGAUACUCAUCAUAAUACCAAUUCAGAGGGUAAACUUCCUGAACAAACUGUAGAUAGUAACGCCACCGUAAAUGCACAAAAAACAGAUGACUCAGAUAUUCCAAAAUUGAAACGGCAAACGUCGUUAAAUAUAAAUAUAACCAAUGCAUCAAAAUCAUCAGCACUUUUAGGGCAGGACUGGUGUGAUAGUGACCAUGGGAAGUCACAGGACUCGUUUUCCUCUAAUAACUCUACACCGCCAGUAUUAACAGCAGUGUCUGAUAUAAGUGAGUUAGGGACACAAAGCAAUGCUAUUGACUGUGAAGUGUCUCAUUUAACAAGAAUGGACGCUACUCUCGUAGAGGAAUCAAGUGAACCGAUUCCUGAUUUGGAAGAACUGACCCUGUCUUUAAUGAGUGGAAAACACAAAGAAAGGAAUUUGCGUGCUGAAUCGGUACCAAGUCUGUCUAGAGUUGAAAAAGAAUGCGAUAACAUAGAGAGAAGUAAAACAGAUGUGGAUGUUACAAGCGCAGCAGUGAGUGGAAAGCUGGCCAUGUCUCUACGAAAGCGAAGGGCGUCAUCUGAAAGCAUUGACGAGAGAGUCGAUGAGUCUGACUCAUUACCCAGACAGCUUCGAAGUAGAAAGCGCACAAAUCCUGACCAUGACUCGAAUAGUGUUAACUCUGACGAUGCAAAGAAACCUAAGCUAGAUAAUGCCACGGAUAAUGUGAUAAAUGCUGAAAUGAAGGAUAAAGUGAAUGCAACAGCCAAAAAUGCAGUUACAAGUGUCCAUGUGCAUCCGAGUGAAUCAGAAAGUAUCAAGAGUGGUCUAAGGACCAGAACCAACUCCAAAGUCAUACAAACGGUCGAGCAAACAGACAAGUCAAAGCCACUUAUGCCAAAUAAAGAUGGUAAAAAAGACACCACAAAAGUCACAGUAUCAAAACCUUUAGUUGAAAAGAAAAUCGAAGUGAUUAAAACGGAUGAUUUGAAAAAAGGAACACCAGUCCGUCGAAAUAGACCGUCACCAUCUGUACAACCUGCUGACAAAUCCUCACAGUCAAUUUCACAUGAAAAGUCACCAUUACGAACACGUGAAAAGUCACCAUUACGAACACGUGAAAAGUCACCGUUACGAACAAAUCGAAUCAGGGGCCACAACUCUCCACUGACGAUUGAAAACAGCGAGGAUUCACAGGACAUUAAGCGCACAACAAGGUCAACUAGGUCAAAAGACUCGAAAGCAGAGGUACCUGUCCAGACCAGCGGUAAGGCCCUAGUAACGCAGCUGCUAAACGACGACGUACCAUGUCCCAGGACCACAGGUAGCUGAAACAUCCGCUGCUGACAAAUCCUUUACACUUCAAAACCACAGCUGCCAGGUGCAUGGGAAGUUCCCCAUGUGGGCAAGCUGAUAUCAUGUGUACCUGGUGCAAUAGGGAAUAUGUCAACUAAAGGCAAUGGAGCCAGCGGUUCAGUGGUUGGUUCAUUUUCCUGUAAAACACCUGUCACAAUAGAACAUCCGGUAGCUGGCAUAUUGUCCUUGUACCUGGUGUGUUUUGCAUAGCUACCAGGAGCAACCAAUUGCAUUCAUUAUAGGGGAUUGGUCGUGUUAUCCGAAUGCAACCAUUCCACAGGUACCUGGUCUUCAGCCUCGUCAUGUUACAGAACUAAACUCACAGGUUACUGGUGCAGCCGCAGGCCAAUAUCACCGCUGGCUACUACAGGUGUCCAGAAGCAGCUGUACACAAGAUCACCGCUGGCUACUACAGGUGUCCAGGAGCAGCUGUACACAAGAUCACCGCUGGCUACUACAGGUGUCCAGGAGCAUCUGUACAGUUUGAGCAUUAGAGCUGGGUUCUGGGUAUACUGGACUUAAUGUAUAUGAGUAGAGUGUCGUCAGCACAGGCUAAUCAGAGACGGCACUUUAACGUUGAACACAAAUCAAGUGUAGGCGGAAGUGUCCCUGAUAAGCCUGUGGCUGCACAGGCAAAUAUGGGACAUCACUUUAUGCACAUGCAUAAAGCCCAGUUUUCCCAGAACCAUGCUUAUUAUAUGGCACCAGGAUACCGUUUUACUAAGCUACUUACGCAAUUCGUAGACUUACGCAUAUAUUUUAAAUGCAGUAUAUUUCCUUUAAAUUUUUGCUACACUGACAUAUGGUAAUGAAUGAAAUUCAUAAAAUAAUGUUAGAUUGCAAGUACAAAUUAAUUUGCAUCAAUCUGAAAUAAAUUAAAUUCAAUUAUUUUAAAAUAUGUGCGUAAGUCUAAGACUUGCGUAUGUUGCUUAGUAAAACGGUACCCUGAUCCCUGUGACUGCUAACUUUGUGAUACUUCCUGGAAUUAGAAGGGAUUUAAAAGGAACAUGAACAUGACUGAUAUGGGCAUGGAGGAUUUUAUGAUAAAGUACAGGAUUGACAAUUUACUAUUUACUUGUAAAGAUUUGCUUUGUGCUAUUAUUGAAUAUGUGACUGUGAAGUUAAAUUUGAAGAAAUUUUGUGAAAAGUGCUGGUAUAUAGGUAGGUAACAGUAAAGAAAAAGAAUGCAUAGAAAUGAUUUAGUGAACUGUAAUUUGUUUUAACUUGAUAAUAUAACUUGCAUUGUUAAAGAUGUGUUGAUUCACAAAAUAGAAAUUAAAGUGCUCAUAACAGUGUACACAUUUUUUCAUACGAUUGUCUUAGACAUUAUGCCUAAUUGUUACUGUUAUUAUUUUAGAGUUAUUAGUGUAAAUAGUGUUGUGUUUUCCUCUCGUAUAAACACGAUUAAUUUACUUAACAUUUUCAUGAUGUAAAGUUUUAUAGCCAAUAUUAAUGAAAUUUCAUCCACCAUGAUAGUCAUAUAUGUAAUUCAUACUUCAUUUAUCAACUUUGUGUUAUGUAAAUAGAAGUUGUACAUAUGUAUUUACAUUAUAUUUAAUUUUGUGUUCUGUUAUUACAGUUCUUGUGCUUUACUGCAUUCAGAGAUAAGUACAUCCCAUUGCACCCUCAUGGCUUUUUGUGAUGUUGUUAAUUUUCGUUUUAGAGACUUCUAACUAAGUGAGCAUUCUGUUGCAGAUGUAUAGUGUUAAAGAUUAUAUAUAUAUUAUCUAUACAUUUAUUGUGUUAUUUAAGAUGUUUUCUUUAAUCAAAACAUAGAAAAUUAUAUGUACUGGUUUGUGUAUUUUUAUGUGAAGUGAAUGCACAAUGCACCUUCCCUGUAGCUCAUUUAUUUAUUUUUCUAUUGCACAUUAUUGUCCCGGCAUUACCGGUAGUUACCAAAAACAACAAGUAAAAAUGUAGAUGGAUAUGGGUAUUAGGAAGUUUUACUGACAACAGGUUUGUGUAGUGUUUUGUUUCUUUUUUUUAGGUAAACCAACUAAAACAUGUAGACAAACUUUGAAUUUUGAAAUGUAGGAAAGAUUGCAAUGAAAGGCAGCUUUUUUUAGCUCACCCGAGCACAACGUUCUCUCUUGUGAUCACCUUUUGUCCGUCGUGCCUCGUCAACAUAUUGCCUUGUGAACACUCUAGAGGCCACAUUUAUUGUCUGAUCUUCAUGAAAUUUGGUCAAAAUAUUUGUCCCAUUGAUACCUCGACUGAGUUUGAAACUGGGUCAUGCUGGGUCAAAAACUAGGUCACUAGGUAAAAAAAAGAAAAACCUUGUGAACACUGUAGAAGUCACAUUUGAUGCCCAAUCGUCAUGUAACUUUGUCAAAAUGUUUGUCUGAAUGAUAUGUUGGUUGAGUUCAAAAAUGGUUCCAGUCCGUUGAAAAACAUGGCCGCCAGAGGGCGGGGCAGUAUUCCUUAUAUGGCUAUAGAGAAACCUUGUGAACACUCUAGAAGUCACAAUUUUUGCCCAAUCAUCAUGCAACUUGGUCAAAAAAUUGGUUUCAUUGAUAUCUCGAAUGAGUUCAUUUGCCCACAAGUGCAUAACUGUGUUAUGUCUGUUCCAAAGUUAGGUCAAUAUGUCAUAUUUAUUAGAACUGUUAACUUCUUUGAAGUCUCAGGUGAGCGCCUUAGGACCAAAGGGUCCUCUUGUUGAGCAAUCUUGCAUGAUUUAAGAGCAGCAUUUUAUAUCACCUUAAGAUUUACAGCGGUAAUUGUGCUAAUAAUGUCAAUUAAUUUUAUCGACAACUUCUUCUUUAGUAAUAUCCAUCGUAAAUUGAUGCAAAGUUUGACAUGAAAAUGGUUGGUUAUAUUCAUAAAUUUAUAUGAUGGUUAACAUGAAAAUGUCAUUGAAUUUUGCAGACACUUAGCGCAGCCAUAUAUUAUAAACAAUCCACAUUGUUUAUUUUCAGUAAAAUUGAUUUUUAUGAUAAAACUUUCCCACUUAAACAAUUUCUUUUAUAUAUAAAAAAAACAUGUAAAAUACGAUCUGGAUAUUUAUGUCGCCCACCACUAUAGUUGGGGACAUAUUGUUUUUGCCCUGUCUGUUGGUUUGUGAAUUUGUUUGUUUGCCCCAACUUUAACAUUUGCAAUAACUUUUGCAAUACUCAAGAUAGCAACUUGAUAUUUUGCAUGCAUGUGUAUCUCAUGGAGCUGCACAUUUUUUGUGGUGAAAGGUCAAGGUCAUCCUUCAAGGUCAAAGGUCAAAUAUAUAGCUUCAAAGCGGCGCAAAAGGGGACAUAGUGUUUCUGACAAACACAUAUCUUGUUUUAUGUAAAAAUGGAGGAAAAAGGGUUUCUAAUAGAGAAAACAAAGAAAAUCGGACUGCAAAUUAUCAGCCAUUUUAAUUAUUGCACAAUCAGUUGAUCAUGUGACUAUAAAAUCGACAAUUGUACAUGGCAUUAUAAUUUAGACAAGAAUACAAAUCGUCCUGUAAAGGUGUUUUUUGUGUGAGGGCAUAUAUAUGCUUUAUAUUCAUUUUAUGAAUAUUGAUUUCAGUAUUAAGUAUUGAAAAUUUGGCCACUUCAAAUUGUUUAACUUGUUGAAAUGAACCGCAUAUCGUUAUGUAACUGGGUGUGGGUUCAUGUACAAGAGCUAUUAAAAUAGGAGCGAAAUUUGCCGUUGAUUGCGUUGUUUAGGUGAGUAUCUUAUUCCUGCUGGCCAGGUUCCAGUGUUCUCUAGACUGUUUGCAUAUGUUCAAUCCAUGAUCACAUACUAAAGUAUAAAGUUUUGUGCCAUCACCUGUCUUGUGUAAUUCUUUCGCAGAGAAUACCGUGUCUUGUGUUGUGGCCAUAUUUAAGCCAAGCAUUGAGGUGUGAUACAUGUUAUGUUCUCUCUGUCAAUCUGAUAUAAGCGUUCAAUGGGUAAUGUUUUUUUUGUUUAUUUAUUGGAUUGAAUUCCAUUAUAUCCUUUAAAAAAGUAUUUCUGUAAACAAAACUUUAAAUAACCUUGCAGUGAAUUUCACUGAAACUAUGUAUGGUAAUCAUAUUAAACUUAAAGUUUUUUUAUUUGUUGUAUGAAACAUUUUGUUGAGACUUAAAAGGAAACACAGUUCAUUUCAGGAAAUUCCGACUUUUUACAUUUUCCGCUGAGUGGAUAGUUUUGCUACACGUCUUUUAAGCUCACCUGAUUGCUCAGGUGAGCUUUUGUGACCGGUCUUUGUCCGUCGUAUGUCCGUCCGUCCGUUAACUUUUGCUCAUAAACACUCUAGAGGCCACAUUUCUUGUCCUAUCUUCAUGAAACUUGGUCAGAAGCUUUGUCCCAAUAAAUCUCUGCCGAGUUCGAAACUGGGUUGUGCCGGGUCAAAAACUAGGUCACUAGGUAAAAAAAAAAGAAAAACCUUGUAAACACUGAAGAAGUCACAUUUCAUGCCCAAUCUUCAUGUAACUUUGUCAAAACGUUUGUCUUAAUAUUAUCUUGGUUGAGUUCAAAAGUGGUUUUGAUCCAUUGAAAAACAUGGCCGCCAGUGGGCGGGGCAGUUUUCCUUAUUUGGCUAUAGAGAAACCUUGUAAACACUCUAGAAGUCACAAUUAUUGCCCAAUCAUCAUGAAAGUUGGUCAAAACAUUUGUUCAACUGAUGUCUCGGACGAGUUCGAAAAUGGUUGAGAUUGGUGAAAAAACAUAACCGCCAGUGGGCGGGGCAUUUUACUCUAUAUGUAUAUAGUGGCAGUUUUCCUAUUUGGCCAUAGAGAAACCUUGUAAACACUCUAGAAGUCACAAUUUGUGCCCAAUCAUCAUGAAACGUGGUCAAAACAUUGAUUUUAUUUAUAUCUCGGACGAGUUUGAAAAUGGUCGGGAUCGGUGAAAAAACAUGGCCGCCAGUGGCGGGGCAUUUUUCUCUAAAUGUAAAUAGUAAAAACAUGUGAACACAGUAGAAGUUACAUUUUUAGCCCAAUUUUCAUGAAAUUUGCUCAGAACAUGAUGUUUCCUUGAUACGAGAGUUGAGUUAAAAAUGGUUCCGGUCAGUUGAAUAACAUGGCUGCUGGGAGGGGGGCAGUUUUCUCAUUAUGCCCCCCCCUGCCCCCCCCCCCCCUUUCGAAGAAGAGGGGGUAUAUUGUUUUGCUCAUGUCGGUCUGUCCGUCCACCAGAUUGUUUCCGGAUGAUAACCCAAGAGCGCUUAUGCCAAGGAUCAUGAAACUUCAUAGGUACAUUGAUCAUGACUCGCAGAUGACCCCUAUUGAUUUUCAGGUCACUAGGUCAAAGGUCAAGGUCACGAUGACCCGAAAUAGUAAAAUGGUUUCCGGAUGAUAACUCAAGAACACUUAUGCAGAGGAUCAUGAAACUUCAUAGAUACAUGGAUCAUGACUCGCAGAUGACCCCUAUUGAUUUUUAGGUCACUAGGUCAAAGGUCAAGGUCACGGUGACCCAAAGUAGUAUAAUGGUUUCCGGAUGAUAACUCAAGUACGCUUAUGUCUAGGAUUAUGAAACUUCAUAAAUACAUUUAUCAUGACUUGCAGAUGACCCCUAUCGAUUUUCAGGUCACUAGGUCAAAGGUCAAGGUCAUGAUGACCCGAAAUAGUAAAAUGGUUUCCGGAUGAUAACUCAAGAACGCUUAGGCCUAGGAUCGUGAAAAUUCAUAGGUACAUUGAUCAUAACUCGUCGAUGACCCCUAUUGAUUUUCAGGUCACUAGGUCAGAGGUCAAGGUCACGAUGACCUGAAAUAGUAAAAUGGUUUCCGGAUGAUAACUCAAGAACGCUUAGGCCUAGGAUCAUGAAACUUCAUAGGUACAUUGAUCAUGACUCGUAGAUGACCCCUAUUGAUUUUCAGGUCACUAGGUCAAAGGUCAGGCUGACCCUAAAUAGUAAAAUGGUUUCCAGAUGAUAACUCAAGAACACUUAUGCCUAGGAUCAUUAAACUUCAUAGGUACAUUGAUCAUGACUUGAAGAUGACCCCUAUUGAUUUUCUGGUCACUAGGUCAAAGGUCAAGAUCACGGUGACCCGAAAUAGUAAAAUGGUUUCUGGAUGAUAACUCAAGAACGCUCAUGCCUAGGGUCAUGAAACUUCAUAGGUACAAUUAUCAUGACUCGCAGAUUACCCCUAUUGAUUUUCAGGUCACUAGGUCAAAGGUCAAGGUUAUGGUGACCUGAAAUAUUAAAAUGGUUUCUGGAUGUUAACUCAAGAACGCUUAUGCCUAGGUAAAUGAAACUUCAAUGGUAUAUUGAUCAUGACUUGCAGAUGACCCCUAAAGAUUAUCAGGUCACUAGGUCAAAGGUCAAGGUCACAGUGCCAAAAAACGUAUUCGCACAAUGGCUGUCAAGGUCACGGUGACUUAACUUAGAAAAAUGGUUUCCGGAUGAUGACUCAAGAAUGCUUACACCUAGGAUCAUGAAACUUCAUAGGUACAUUGAUCAUGACUCGCAGAUGAAAUAAUGAUGAAACUUGACCAGGAUGUUUGUCUUGACAAUAUCUAGGUCAAGUUUGACAUUUGGUAAAGAUUGAAGGAACGGACUCCUCUCAGGUGAGCAAACUAGGGCCAUCUUGGCCCUCUUGUUUUGUUUUUCCAAGAUUUGAAUUUUUCAAUUUUGAUUGUCUGACGAAUAUACAAUGACAGUGUUAUAUUAGGAAUUGUGAUUUUAUGCCCCCGGAUCGAAAGAUCGGGGGUAUAUUGUUUUUAGCCUGUCUGUGUGUCACUGUGUCAGUCAGUCAGUCAUCCAUUGUGUGUCCCAAAACUUUAACCUUGGUCAUAACUUUUGCAAUAUUGAAGAUAGCAACUUGGUAUUUGGUGUGCAUGUGUAUCUCAUGGACCUCCACAUUUUAAGUUGUGAAAGGUCAAGGUCAUACGUCAAGGUCAAAGGUCAAAUAUAUGGCUUCAAAGCCGCGCAAUAGGGGGCAUUGUGUUUUUUACAAACACAUCUCUUGUUUUGUUGUUGUUUUUUAUUUCCAAAUAAUCCUUGAUGCAUUCAUUACCUAUUGUAAAAUCAACACAUUGUUCCAAUUAAUAAUCUGCUUUUGCGUUUCUGUAAAAUGUAACAAAAAUCAUAAUUAAUGACAACAAUUAUAUUGCCUUAUUGAAAUAUAUCAAAUUUUGAAAUUUAAGAAAACUGGUUUUAAUAAUGUUGUUAAAGCUGGUCUUUUUGUACUUUGUGGACUAUCUUUUAUUUACCGGUAUCUACUUAUAUGAAUGAUCGUACAUGUAAGUUAUGUAAGGUUCAAAUACCAAUUUGUAUCGAUAAUCAAAUUCUAGUUUAAAGUUUAAUUUUGAUUUUUUUUUUUUUUAAUAUAUCUUACUUAUUAAGACAUUUAGCUCCAAUGAAUUAUUUGCUGUUGUUUUCGUUGUAAGUUUAAAUGCAGUUUCGAGUAUGUCAUCAACACUGGUUUCACACUCUCUUAAGGAUUUCAGGAUGACAAUUUCAUAAUUUCAUUAUGAUUAUUUUAGCACACAUUGAUAAAGUUUGUAAUUUCUCCUCUUUUCAGCUGAUUUCCUACUUUUCAAUAUCUAAGUAAUUUUACAAAUAGAUAUUAACUUUGCUGGAAUUAUAUACAAAUGAUUCAGCUGAUUUCCUACUUUUCAAUGUCAAAGUAAUUUUACAAAUAUAUAAUAAAUUGGCUUGAAUUAUAUACAAAUGAAGAAUUUAGUUGAACCCUGUAAUGGGAAUAGGGCAUUUUGAUCCCCUGAUGUGGUUCAGUAAUCACACCCCUACUGAUCUUGACUAUUGCAGGUAAAGCUGAUACAACAUUUGACAUACAGUAGAAAGUGUUAUGUUAAUAGUAAAAGACAGCUAUAGGCGCAUAAAGAAAUGAUUUUGACCAACAUGUAAAUAACUAUCACGCAACUUCUCAUUUAAUUUGCCAACCUUAAUGUAACAGGACAGUUGUUUUAGUAUUUAUGUGAUUCAUACUUUUUAGUCACUGCUUGUUUGCAAACCAUGAAAUAUUAAAAUUGCAUCAAUUUCAUGUUACAUCAUCUCGUCACUUAUGUGGAUGUUGCUUAGAGCAAAAAAAGUGCUUCAUGUCCAUGAUCAUGCAGAUAGAAUUAUGCCUACUUACAUUCAUAUCAACAGUAGACUGCACUAUGUUUAACAUGGCUUUCUUUACCAUUUUAUGAAGUUCCGGUCGGUUUAAUUUUGUUUUCCGUCAUUCUGUUUUGUCUGUAUAUGUGCUUCACCCAAAUGUGGGGUGGCUGCUAUGGGACAGUCAGUGUAGACUAUGUUGCAGUGAAAACUGUUUCUUUUUCUGUUUUAUGUACAUUUGUAAAGAUAUAUAAAGUAUUUGCCGUAA